UUAUAUUAUAUUUACUUUAAUAUAAAUAAAUAAAAAUUAUAUAUUAGUUGUCAUUUUGUUUUUAUACAAUCAAAAUAUGAACAUAACUUUUAACGAACAUUUUGUGGAACCUAAGAUAAUUGGGAAUGGUAAUUUUGGAACAGUGUACCAGGUCAAUUACAAAAUUGAUAACCAAUUAUAUGCAAUCAAAAAAAUACCAUUAAAUGAUGUAAUGCUAGAGAAAGAGUUAACAAAAGAUGAUGUCCUCAGACUUAUCAAUCAAGAGGUGGAAAUGUUGAUGAAAAUUGCCAAAAAUGGUAACAAAUAUGUUGUCCAAUAUUAUCAUCAUUGGUGUGAAAGUAGUCUUAAAAAGGAUAAGGUUUCAAAUGAUGUCUAUUAUAUUCAAAUGGAGUUAUGUUCACAAAGUUUAGAUGAUGUGAUUCAAGCAAUUAAUAGUUUACGAAAUGAAAAGUCAAAUGACAUACUAAAGGACAGACAGUCAUAUAUAUAUGAUAUUAAAAUUGUAAUUAAUUUUUUAUGCGGACAACUGUUCAGAGAAACGGUAGAGUGUGUCAACUAUUUACACAAAAGUGAACCGAAGAUCAUUCACCGCGACUUAAAGCCACAGAAUAUUCUGGUCGUCGGUAAUGUAGUGAACAAUCGGUUCCUAAAGUUGUGUGACUUUAAUAUGUCUAAAGCACAUGAAUGGUCUACUAUGAGCAACACUUCACGUGUCGGCACUUUUAAGUAUACGGCCCCAGAAGUCUUGAAUGGACACAAAUAUAAUACUAUGGCUGAUAUAUAUAGUCUUAGUUUUAUUGCUCAGGACUUGUUUCAGGUUGACAUAUAUGGCUCAGAGGAAGGAACUGAUCCAAUGGCUUGUUUGAAGAAAUUAUUGGCCCAAAUGAUUGACCAUUUCUUUGAGGACAGACCUAAAUGCAGUGAAAUACUUGUCCGACAAAAUGAGUGGCUUAUCAAUGAAGAAACAGUUAAAUGUUUGACAUUUAUUAAGUUAAUAAAAGACAAAUUGUUGAAUGAAAAUAAUAGAUUUUUAUACCAAUACUUAUUACAUCAUUUAUCAAAACAAUCUCAACACUAAAUUUAUUAUUGAAAUGUAAUUUUUUUAAAAUAUAAUAUUAUUAGUUUUUUAUAAAUUCAAUUUACAAAAUUUAUUUUGUCAUUU
Messenger RNA from Oppia nitens, 1162 nucleotides. Its product is annotated as interferon-induced, double-stranded RNA-activated protein kinase-like. NCBI's taxonomy places the organism in Eukaryota, Metazoa, Arthropoda, Arachnida, Sarcoptiformes, Oppiidae. Gene Ontology annotation, biological process: protein phosphorylation. Bases 77 to 1078 code for a protein of 333 amino acids. The record is from RefSeq and is a predicted model, not a curated record. The transcript has 4 exons. Gene Ontology annotation, molecular function: protein kinase activity; ATP binding.